CUCGAAAUAUCAUCGUCAUUGCAGUUUUGGGCGUGGAAGACAUAGCACUGCUAGAAAGUACCUGACGCCAUUUUAACAAGAGUCCAGCAAUAGCUUGUAGUGCUCCACGCCACCAUGGUGAAAUACGUACUUCAUUACUUCAAGGCGCAGGGCCGUGCUGAAAGUAUUCGUCUGGCUUUCAAGCUAGCUGGGGUUGACUAUGACGAAAAGAACUUCGAGUUUGCGGAUUGGCCUAAGCUAAAGCCGACAUUUCCCACCCAGGAAACGCCGGCGCUUGAGGUCGACGGGAAGAUGAUAUGUCAGAGUAAGGCUAUCCUGAGAUAUCUGGCCAGGGAGUUCGGAUUUUAUGGUAAGACGUCCCUUGAUGCGGCAUUUAUAGACCAAGCAAUUGACGCGGUCGAGGACAUCUGGACGGCAGUCAACAUUGUCUUCAAUGGGCCUCAAGAAACAAUGCCGGAAAGAAAUGAGAAGUUCUUGAAGGAUGUUAUACCGCCGAUCUACGUGACUCUGGAGCGGUUAAUCGGCCUGGAGCAAGCCGGUGACUUCUUCGUCGGAAACUCGAUCACCGCCGCCGAUCUCUUUUUCUUCACCGCUGUUGACAUGGUGAAUGUCUUUUCAAAGGGCGCCAACUCUGUGGAGAAGUACCCGAAGCUGGUCGCCCUCAAAAGCCGCAUCGCUGCCAACCCCAAGAUCGCAGCCUGGUUGGCUGUGCGACCACCUGAAGCGACGUUUUAAGUAGAAAAGAAAAUCAAUAUGUCACCUUUUGGCUGGAGAUGGGAUCAAUUUCUGACUAUGUGUCAUCGUAAACAUACAUUCAUGCUUUGUGUGCUUUUAAAAUUUGCAGUUGCCAAAGUAGCAUGCAGAUCUUCGAUUCAGGGUUGAGGCCUAGUUUGAUCUGGUACGAUGAUAAUGGUUUCAAAUACAGCGAAUGGUACAGGGACAUUCUUAAACCAAGUAUUUUGCAUGAAUUAUUCACAAAUAGGAAUCACAAACAGGAUGAACCACGAAAAUCAAUUAAUGCGUAGCUUUUGCAAAAUAAAGCUCUUUUGUCAUUUUCUCCUUAAUUUCUAAACUGGCUUAGAAGCACUUUUCUAUGCCAGCGAGUAUUCGAUUAGUAAACUGGCUGCUGGUGAAAAACUUUGAGUCAAGUUUAUGUCAAGUUUAUUUUAAAAAUACUUGUCGAUAUUAAACCAUCAUGGCAUGAAUACAGUACCGAACAAUGAUUACCAGCAUUUCUAUAUGGCUCGUAAAAAUAAAAUUAUAGUUUGUUUUUACGAAGGAGUAUAAUUUUGGAGUUUAACUUUAGAAACCAAAAAGGUAGAGCUGAGAAGAAUGAUUUUGAAUAAAAAUUUAGCGUACGUCACAUUCAA
Molecule: messenger RNA, 1370 nt
Organism: Patiria miniata (bat star)
Lineage: Eukaryota; Metazoa; Echinodermata; Asteroidea; Valvatida; Asterinidae
Product: hematopoietic prostaglandin D synthase-like
Exons: 5
Coding region: 115-735 (206 amino acids)
Biological process (GO): glutathione metabolic process
Molecular function (GO): glutathione transferase activity
Source: RefSeq, a predicted model, not a curated record